UCGUUUAUACUUGGCGAUAUGUAAAUAACAAAUAAAUAAUAAUUAUUGGACACGUACGUUCACUACGUAUAAGACUAAGUACUUUAAAUAGUGUGCAGGCGAAUACGAAUCAAAAAAUCAUAAUUAAAAUAUAUAUUAUUUACGCAGACUUUUACAAGUAUUUUUGAAUCGUUUUUUUUAUUCUAAUAUUUUAAAUAUAAAACCGCCAUUGGCUUGGAAUGUAGAUGUAACGAGAAAAAUCGGCCAAGAAAACAGUAGGCAUUCACUUAAAUGAUAAAGUUAUGUUAAUCAAUUAUGAAUGAACGACCACAUCUAGAACGUUUGUAAAAAUCAUUAAAUUACUGAAGUCGUUGUUUGCUCAUGUUCGCUCGUGUGUUUGCUUAAAGUUGCAGUGUACUACUACCGUUGACGAUCAGACAGUCACGCGUACUCCACGUACCAAACGACACACGUUUGUCUUUUUUAUGUUUUCUGUUAUAAUUUCAAAUAAAGUAUUUUCAAUAUUAAGCUCGGAAAUAUUUUCCAGCGUUUUCAAAGAUUAUUUAACUUGUGUUUUUUUUAAUUGUCUCUCAAUAUGACGACUAAUGGACAUUCAUUUUUGGAUAAAAUUAUUGGGAUCCUAAAGGAAGAAACUGCUGAUCAUGUUCCGCUAAUUAAUUUUAAGCAUCCGAAGGAGUUAGAGGAAACAUUGAGCGAUGAUUUGGAUAUCUCGACACCAGCAAGUGACUACGAACUCGAGAGGACCGUGCGGAAGAUGCUACAGUAUAGCGUGAAAACGAACAAAGCUACUUUCAGAAACCAAUUAUUUGGUGGAACAGAUCCUUAUGGCCUUGCAGGAUCUUGGAUUUCCGAGGCUUUUAAUACGAGUCAGUACACGUUCGAAGUAGCACCAGUUUUCACACUCGUAGAAAUGAAAGUACUCAAACAUAUUCUGAAGUUAUUUGGUAUUCCUGACGGUGAUGGCAUAUUCAGUCCCGGAGGAAGUAUUUCAAUGCUGUACGCAUUGGUUGCUGCUAGGUUUAAAGCCUUUCCAGAAAUAAAGGCUAAAGGCAUGCGGAAUCUUCCAGAAAUGGUCAUUUUUUCUUCUGAAGAUAGUCAUUAUUCAAUCAUGAAAGCAGCUCAUUGGCUCGGUUUCGGUACAGAAAAUGUUAGAAUAAUAAGAACCAAUGAUUUUGGUCAGCUGGUUGCAGAAGAACUAGAAGUGACUAUCCAGAAGGAGUUGGCUCUGGGAAGAUAUCCCGUACUAGUGAAUGCGACCGCUGGCACGACAGUACUCGGAGCUAUUGACGAUUUAGACGCCGUUGCCGAUAUAUGCCAGAAAUACGGGAUUUGGAUGCAUGUUGAUGCAUGUUGGGGUGGAACUUUAAUAUUGUCGAAUAAAUUACGAAACAAACUGAAAGGAAUUGAACGUGCAAAUUCAAUAUCAUGGAAUCCCCAUAAAAUGAUGGGGGUACCAUUGCAGUGUUCAGCGUUUCUGCUCCGAGAGAGAGGGUUGUUGCAUGAGGCGAAUGCUGCAGCCGCGCAAUAUCUCUUUCAACAGGACAAGUUCUACGACGUACGUUACGAUACAGGGGACAAGAGCGUGCAGUGUGGGAGAAAGAUCGACGCGUUUAAGCUUUGGAUGAUAUGGAAAGCUCGCAGCGACACUGGUCUCAGCCAUCUUGCUGAUCGUGUCAUGGAAAUAGCUGAGUUUUGCCUAGGCGCAGUCGCUCGUAAGGAUGGCUUCAGACUAGUAACCGCAUCAUUACAAUGUCCAAAUGUCUGCUUCUGGUACAUACCCACAUUCAUGAGGAAUGGGGACGAAGACGAUGAAUGGUGGGAUAAAAUGCAUAAGAUCACACCGAAAAUUAAGGAACUUCUCACGAUAAAUUCUCGUUUGAUGGUGGCCUAUUCCCCAUUACGUCAUCACAAGAAUUUCUUCAGACUUGCCUUUACUUUUCAUCCGAUACUAGAAGAAAAACAAGUUCUGGAUAUGCUACAAUCUAUUGAAGAUUGCGGAGAAAUGGUGACAUUAUCAAUGCUUUGAUUUCUAGUGAGAGAUUUAUAUUUAAGUUUUAA
Molecule: messenger RNA, 2058 nt
Organism: Nymphalis io (European peacock)
Lineage: Eukaryota; Metazoa; Arthropoda; Insecta; Lepidoptera; Nymphalidae
Product: glutamate decarboxylase 1
Exons: 8
Coding region: 575-2026 (483 amino acids)
Biological process (GO): carboxylic acid metabolic process
Cellular component (GO): cytoplasm
Molecular function (GO): carboxy-lyase activity; pyridoxal phosphate binding
Source: RefSeq, a predicted model, not a curated record